CUUAAGUAUUGGAUGACGCAAUGGUUUGGUUCAGUUAACAUCUUGUUUUUUAUGAUAACCUCUUACACAUACUAAGUCACGUCAUCACCACCCAUUUUAACCAGGGACCUAUAUACUAAGAGGUCCCUGUUUUAACCAAUCAAAUAGUUCCGUGAAAGUAUUUCUUAUCUCAUUGCUAAUUUAUAUUAUUGGUGUGUAUUUGAUGUCUGGAUUGUCAUUUGUAAGAAAAACAUAAAAAUACAAGUAGGCUCUUCAUAGUCGUAUAAUACAACAUUAAGUCACAAAGUAUAUUACUGCUAUAUGAUACGUAACAGUAUAAGGAGUUCAGGGCCUCAGGUAAACUGACGUGGUAUUUAACUAUCUGAAAGCAAUGCCUUAUAAUUCUGUCUAAAAGAUAAGAAUAAUCGUAUCGUGUAAUCAUUAUUGAAACAUAACGGUUUACUUUGUUUAUGCUAUGUCUUCCAAAUGUUUUAUCAUAUUUCAAUGUAAGUAUUUCAGUGUAAGAACAAGUGUGGUUAUAGUUCACGGACGCCUAGUUAGAAAAAAAUGUUCAUAUUUAACCAUUUCUAUUUUAGUCUUUAUUCAGGUUGCAAUUUCUCAAAAGCCGUUUUCCCUUAAAGUGGACGACAACGGGCGUUACUCAUUGUAUGUCAACGGUAAUGUUUGGUUGGACAGCGCACCGACUUUUUUCAGAGACCGUGGAAAACUUUUCUCUACUGGGGAUGGUACUUUAAAGCUCUUUUACACUGGUAACGAGGUUGGAGUUGACAAACUCGGAAAUUUUACCACCAAAGAUUACCUCUACAGAGCUGGGAGUAGGGAAUUUUUUGUCUCUAUACGACAGUAUGACGACCCGAAUUUCCUAGUAUUUGUCCAGAAUUACACAGAUGGAGCAAGUGCUACAAAGGCGAACUCUUUCGAUGAAAUAAUCUCUGGAUUUCCCGGAUUUCAAAUUCAAGAUGGUGUCGUUGAAAGAGGUUACUUGUCGUAUGGUGGAUACAUGUUAGGAGAUACUCAUAAAGUCAUUGGAAAGUUAGAUUUAAAAGUAUCACUUUCUUUUCUUUACACACACACACACACACACACACACACACACACACACACACACACACAAACAUUGACUUUCGUGUACAAAACACUGAAAAUAUUUUCCAGAUGGGGAAGUCAGACAGAGGAAAUUCGAGAUGGUCUAUCUGGAGGGCCGCUUGUGAUCUUUGAUAAAGAAGCUAAUACUCUGAUUAUCUCUCCUUUGACGGAGUUCAUGACAGUCUCCAACUGGCAUGAAGGUGGCGUUGGCGGUAACAUCUACUGGGGGAUUAUGGGAGGUGUUAAUGAAGUACCAUACCAUUACACUUGCAUGACAAUGGUGUAUUACACUAAAGGCAUUAAUAAGGCUUUUGAAGGAUGGGGGAAAACUUUAAAGAAGAUGUAUGGCAGUAAGGAGAAUUCUCUCGCACAAGAUCUUACUCUUCAUCGAGCUGGUUACUGGACAGACAAUGGUGCGUAUUACUAUUACAAAACAGAACCAAUGAAGAACUAUGAGCAGACGAUGAUGGACCUAAUAAAUAAAACCAUACCAUUCUUUAACUACUUCCAGUUCGAUUCGUGGUGGUAUUAUAAAGGAUCAUCUGGUGGAGUCAAGUUGUGGGAGCCACGUAAUGACAUCUUUCCCCAUGGCUUCGGAUAUUUCUACAACCAUACGUUUUCCUUGUUGGCUCUUCAUAAUCGAUACUGGUCCAAGGAUACUUCAUAUGCCAAACAAAAUGGUGGAAAGUAUGACUUCAUAGUUGAAGACUCAGGCGCUUUGCCUGUUGAACAGACUUUCUGGAAUGAUCUUUUGAACAAAACAUUGACAUGGGGUCUUGUUAUGUAUGAACAGGAUUGGUUGAACGUCCAGCUGGACAAACUAACAGCGUUAAAAACUAACCUGACUCUAGGAGAGGUGUGGCUGACUCAGAUGAACAAGGCGGCGAAAGCUAACAAUGUCUAUAUUCAGUACUGUAUGGCAAACCCCCGGCACGCUUUGCAGUCCCUCACUCUUUCUCAAGUUACACAAGUAAGAGUAAGUGAUGACUACUCCCCAGGCGGUGAACAAUGGCGGAUUGGUGUGUCGUCACUGUUAGCAUACGCAUUAGGUUUAGCGCCAUCCAAAGAUACUUUCUGGACUACCGAAAUACAACCUGGAAAUCGAUAUAGGAAGUCGGAGCCCUAUACACGAUUGAACGCCUUGGUUGCCACUUUGUCCACUGGUCCGUACGGGCCCAGUGACAUGUUAGGUCAUAUGGAUUUCAGUCUAAUUAACAAAUCUUGUUUCUCCUAUGGCGAAAUGACGCGACCAGCAAAGCCUGCUACUGCUAUGGAUAUUGAAUUCUUAAAGGAAGCAUUUGAGUCGACAAAAAUGGAAACCUGGUCGACCUACAGCAUUAAUAUGUUAAACAACACCGCAUUGAAGUGGGGAACCGUACUGGCUGUCGAAACUGUCGGUGAUGUAACAUUACAAUACAACGAUCUGGACUUUUUGAUUCCAGGAGUACCAUACGCUCUCUUCAGUUACGACAACCCAUCGUCAUUCCGAGAGUUUAACAAGUCGGAUAAGCUAGUUCUUCCUAAUAAUUGUACGAAGACUGAUUUUUGCCUUUAUCACUUCGUUCCAAAAAUGAAUCAUGGUGAGAAUGAGGUCUACUUAUUAGGAGAUAUAAGUAAGUGGUUGCCCGCAGCAAAUGGUAGGAUCAGAUCCAUUGUCUAUCAGGAAACGGAUCUAUUGAUAAACUUAUGGGGAAUGGCGGGUGAGGAAAUUACUAUUCACUAUGUACUGAAUGGCGAAAUAAAAUCCGGAACAUGUCCAAUCAAAACAACUGGAUUUAAUUGUAUAUCUAUGCUGAGCGGAAAAUGUGUUUAUUAAUAGUUGUUAAAAAGGACUGCGCGAGUUUAAACUCGUGUGUUGUAAUGCCAAUUUGAAUCUUUAAUGUACUCAAACACGUACAUGUGUAAUAAAAAUAAAUAAUAAAAUAAUUCAUCCAAUUUACAAA
Messenger RNA from Ostrea edulis (European flat oyster), 3029 nucleotides. RefSeq lists its product as uncharacterized. The transcript is spliced from 15 exons. NCBI's taxonomy places the organism in Eukaryota, Metazoa, Mollusca, Bivalvia, Ostreida, Ostreidae. The record is from RefSeq and is a predicted model, not a curated record. Bases 455 to 2902 code for a protein of 815 amino acids.